Molecule: messenger RNA, 2337 nt
Organism: Osmerus eperlanus (European smelt)
Lineage: Eukaryota; Metazoa; Chordata; Actinopteri; Osmeriformes; Osmeridae
Product: transient receptor potential cation channel subfamily M member 1-like
Exons: 8
Coding region: 982-2313 (443 amino acids)
Biological process (GO): monoatomic cation transmembrane transport; metal ion transport
Cellular component (GO): plasma membrane
Molecular function (GO): calcium channel activity
Source: RefSeq, a predicted model, not a curated record
UCCUUUCUCUACAUGCGUCCACUUUCAUGUAGGAAAAGACUGCCCAAGAGAGUUCACUAGUAGCAGGAAAAGAUGGAGAAUUGCAGAUCAACAUUAACAUAAGGUGUUACUAUGGUAGUCCUACUUCCAAGUGUUAAUGGUUUUUUUCAACCAAAGUCUGUGAGGAAAUAGAUUCAAGAUAUUAAUAGCAAUUAGCAUUAAAUGACCUUGCCCCUAACUGAAGACGAGUCAUGUCUUAAAAAGGACCCUUUCAAAAGAAUGCCUCGAUCCAAUUCUCCCAAUUAUGCAAAUUAAGAUUAAAUCAAAGUGGUUUGAGGGGGUGGACAUUUUCAGAUUAAAAGUUGGGGAUCGCCUCCUGUCUGCCUCUCCUCCUGAACCAGACUACAUGUCCAGGAAUGGGACACUCUUACCAUAUCUCCAUCCCAAUCUUCCUACACAAGAAAUAUCCUCACUGGGAAGUGAAAAGGGGUUUCAACAAGUUGGAGAUUAGGGGAUGGCGAUUUAUAGUCGAUUUAUUGUGCCUUGUUCAAGCAAGGGAUGAAAACACCCUGUGGGCAAGGAGAGAGGGGUCAUGGGACUUCCAAAAGGAUUACCUUGAACUGGAGUCAUGAGACUUAGCCAAACAAAGAGCCUGCUCACAUGCUCAUCAUAUGAACGGCCCCUCAUAAAGUGAUGGAGGUUCAUGUCCUGUGGGAUUCAGUGAGACCAGCAGACUGGGAAAGAGCACCAGUAGGGCAGCGCCAAAAGAAAACCAGCCAUAGAGUCUGACUGAGCAUGCAGACUUUAAACUUUUCUUUGACCCACCCUGGUUCACAAUCCUUUAGUCCUCAGAAGAAAUACUUUCUGGGGGUCAUGGAAGACCACGUACACUGUAAGCGGAUCUACAUUUCUCAAAAGCUACAUAUGGCAGUGAAUGGUAUGAUAGAUCUACAUCCUUUGUCAUUGAUGAUUUUGGACUAUGUUGAAGUUAGGGUUUGAACAAUGUAUCACGUUUUAAAUAGAGACCAUAGACAGCAGUUUGACGAUAGGUUAUGGACUUUUCUCAAUAAGACUUUUUAUUAUUAUUAUUGUUUUGUACUAUUUCUACUGAUCACAUCUUUCUCAAGAAGGGCACAUAAAGGUUGGAUAGAGAGGACCUUCCAGAAAAGAGAAUGUAUUCACAAAUUUCCGAGCAAAGACCCAGCCCGAUGUGCCUGUGGUCAGCUAACGACCCAGCACGUGGCCAUCCCCCCUGGUGCAAUCACCAACAAGCCCUUGGGGGAGAACCACCAGUUGGUACAGAUCGAUGCUCCCCAGGAAAGGUGGUCUGUGCUCAAACACACCCAGACCUCUGCCACCGAUGCCUUCGGCACCAUUGAGUUCCAGGGUGGUGGCUUCAUCAACAAGGCAAUGUAUAUCCGAGUGUCUAAUGACACCAAGCCUGACAACCUGUUACACCUGAUGGUGAAGGACUGGCAGCUGGAACUGCCCACCUUGCUCAUCUCAGUCCAUGGAGGCCUCCAAAACUUUGACUUGCCACCCAAACUUAAGCAGGUGUUUGGGAAGGGACUGAUCAAAGCUGCAGUCACCACGGGAGCCUGGAUCUUCACCAGUGGAAUAAGCACUGGGGUAAUCCGCCAUGUGGGGGAUGCACUGAAGGAUCACUCCUCCAAGUCCAGAGGGAAGGUGUGUGCCAUAGGGAUUGCUCCAUGGGGGAUUGUCGAGAACAAAGAGGACCUUAUAGGGAGAGAUGUGACCAGACCCUACCAAACCAUGUCCAACCCUCUAAGCAAGCUGUCUGUGCUCAACAACAGCCACUCCCAUUUCAUCCUGUCAGACAAUGGCACAUGUGGGAAGUACGGAGCUGAAGUUAAACUCCGCCGGCAGCUGGAGAAGCACAUCUCCCUGCAGAAGAUCAAUACCCGCCUGGGUCAGGGAGUCCCUGUGGUGUGUCUGAUAGUAGAAGGGGGUCCCAAUGUCAUCUCCAUAGCGCUGGAGAGCCUUAGGGACGACCCCCCCGUCCCUGUGGUGGUGUGUGAUGGCAGCGGGCGUGCCGCAGAUAUCAUGUCCUUCGCACACAAAUUCACAGAGGAAGGGGGACUGAUCAAUGAGGAUGUGAGGGACCAGCUCUUGGUGACCAUUCAAAAAACAUUUAACUACAGCAAGAGUCAGUCCCAGCAAAUCCAACUGCUGAUCAUGGAGUGUAUGAAGAAGAAGGAACUGGUGAGUAGAAGAAUAACUAAAGGAUGUACAGUAUACAGACAGAUACCAUCAAUAAGAAGUAUUCAACUUGAAUACUUACAAAUGUCAAAUAAAAAUAUGAUAUGCAAGUAAUGUAUUUAAGGUGGUAUAAGUGUU